AUGAAAUCACCGACAUAUUUUACACCACUACCAAUAACGGAAGAUGAAAUAAUUGGCGCUGAAAAAAUUCGGGAAAUAGUUAAAGAUAUUCCGGAUUCAUUUAAUACAACAUUUUAUUUGGCACGUUGGUGGCGCGCUUAUAAUGGUGAUUUGGAUUGUAUCAAACGAAAUAUGAAAGAUUUAUUUGAUCACCGACGAAUACUUGCAUAUGAUCGUAUCGAAACACAUUUGCUACAAACAAAAUUAGAAUUUUCCAAAAAAACAUUUGAACGUUUCUGUAUUUCAAAAAUAGCAUUAUAUCGAAAGUUGAAUAAUGUAUGUGUGUUCUUUCAACGAAUGGUUACAAAUGAUAUCGAUGAGAUAACUAAAGUGGUACCAUUCAGUUAUGUUCUUCACUCCUAUUUUAUAAUGCAAGAAGCAUUUACUCGAGCUCAAUUGGAAGCAGAAAAAACAACGGGUAAGCCGGCAGCUAUUGUUAGCAUUCUUGACCUCUCGGAGAUAAAUGCGACGGCUUUAUUGAAUCCGCUAAGUGUCUCCGCGAGAUUUGUGCGAUUGAUUGUGAAAAUAUGGGCCGAUUACUUCAUUGAAACACAAGCGAAGUUAUUUCUUGUAAAUUCGCCAGCAUUAUUGAGCAUAAUGGGACAAAUUGUCAAACUUUUGUUGGAUAAAACAACGCAAUCACGACUUGAAUUUCUUCAUCAGCCAACUGAUUUAAUUAAACAUUUAAAUCCUUAUUUAGUACCAGCAAUAUAUGGUGGAGAAUGGUAUGAUGAUAGUGGUUAUGCGGAAAAACCAGAAUUAGUAUGUCAAAAACCGAUAAAAAUCGAACCCGAACAUUAUUACAAUUGUGAUUUACUUUGGCAAAAAUAUGGUUUUCCAAAUGUUCCAUCAAAAUGUUCACAAAUUAUUAAACGAAAGCAAACAUUUGAAGUUAAAAAAAUUUGCACAAGAGAUUCACAAAUACUAUUAUGGCAUUUUACAGCAAGUACUGAUGUUGAAUUUUCGAUAGUGAAAAAUGAAAUGGAUAAUGAGCAAAUAAUAUGGCCUAAAAUAACGCUUACAAGUUUACGAACACCUGAACAAGGUUCAAUUAUUUGUAAACGUAAUGAAAAAUAUACUUUACGGUUUGUAAAUCCGAGUAGAUUUUUGGUGCCACUUAAAUUACAGUAUGCAAUAGAAUUAUGUUCCAUUACAUAA
Messenger RNA from Acanthocheilonema viteae, 1197 nucleotides. NCBI's taxonomy places the organism in Eukaryota, Metazoa, Nematoda, Chromadorea, Rhabditida, Onchocercidae. The record is from the annotation of a GenBank genome assembly.